Python bivittatus (Burmese python) is the source of this 820-nucleotide messenger RNA. Lineage: Eukaryota; Metazoa; Chordata; Lepidosauria; Squamata; Pythonidae. The record is from RefSeq and is a predicted model, not a curated record.
CCCCCAGGUCUCCGGGGUUCGCUCCACUUCUUUAUCCCCCGGAACUGUUCGCUCUUUAUUCAUCGUUCCGUAGCGACGCUUUCCUUUGCAGAGAUGGAAGCGGCGAAGAGGUGGCGGGUGAGCGCUGGGGAAAGUGAGGCCUGGAUGGACAGAGCUGUACAUAUGGCUAAAGAUGCACUUGAGAAUGGUGAAGUACCUGUUGGUUGCCUCAUGGUCUACAAUAAUGAGAUUGUAGGAAAAGGAAGAAAUGAAGUUAAUGAAACUAAAAAUGCUACUCGCCAUGCAGAAAUGGUCGCAAUUGAUCAGGUCUUGGACUGGUGUCAACAGCACAAGAAGAAACCUGAGGAAGUCUUUACACACACAGUAUUGUAUGUCACAGUUGAGCCCUGUAUUAUGUGCGCAGCUGCUCUUCGAAUGAUGAAAAUCCCACUGGUUGUAUAUGGUUGCCAAAAUGAACGGUUUGGAGGCUGUGGCUCAGUUCUGAAUAUCUCUUCUGCUACCUUAACAGAUACAGGGGAACCAUUUCAAUGCAUAGCCGGUUAUCGAUCUGAAGAAGCUGUGGAAAUGCUGAAAACCUUCUACAGACAGGAGAAUCCAAACGCACCAAAGUCAAAAGUUCGAAAAAAGGAAUUCAGUAAAUGAUUGGCUGUGAUGGAAAGUUAACCGGUCUAGAAGAAUAAUGAAUCCCUGAAUGAUCUGGACAGUGCUGACCUUUGCUGGACUAAAUUAUUUAGCCCCAGGAGGUGGAGAAUGACGUAACUGUCCCUCUUUAACAUGUCAUUUAUUGUAUUCUGGAAGUUAAUACAAUAAAUGUAUUAAA